AUGACUUUGUUGGAUCAACAUUUGUUUUUGAAUAAUUUGGAAAAGUACUUUAUCAAAAGCCGACAAGGAGGUCCACCUGCUGUUAGAUUGACUAUCAAGCCAUGUAAGAACAUGUUCUUUAUUUCUUUAUUGUGAAUUAAGCAGUGUUGUUGAUUUGUGAAGAAGCUUUGUUUUUGGCUUUAUGGUUAAUAUAAAAAUGAAUUUUUAGACGAUGGAAGGACAAAGCCAGCUCCGAGAUCUGCUGAAAAGCAAGCCAAAUUAGGAAAGAGAGCCAAGAAGACACAGAAGAGGAAGAGAGCCGAAGAACCUCCAAAGGAGAAUCUUUGUUUGAUUAGGGCCAAGAUAGGUGAUGAACAUAUCAGUACUGUGGUGAGUUUUUGGUUUUCUUUCUUUUAUUUUAGGCUUUUGUUGGUUUAUCUUGAUCAAAAAAUGCUUUUUUUAAAAUACAGAUAUUUAAGAUGGUUAUAAAGAGGUUUUUCAACUGCAUAUAUUUACUUUUGUGAACGUUUUCACCUAAAUUCAAUUUUAUCUAAACUAACUUUAGUUGCGAGCAAAAGAGGUGAACAGGUUUCAUAUCCAGUAUAUGGGGCUACUGCGAGAGCACAUGAACACUCUACAGAAGCCGGCCAAGGAAAAGAAAACGGCUAGACGUGUAGCUAAAGCCAACUAA
This is a messenger RNA of Bursaphelenchus okinawaensis, 670 nucleotides long. Lineage: Eukaryota; Metazoa; Nematoda; Chromadorea; Rhabditida; Aphelenchoididae. The record is from the annotation of a GenBank genome assembly.